GCCUGCCCCGACUCGACUUGUUCCCGACCGGCGACCGACGACCUUUCAUUCACGCGUUUUGGUUGAGCAUCUCCCCAACCUUAUGUAUCUGUAGCUCGAGGCUCAACUCCACUCUUCAACACGGGACACGUGCUGGAGCAAAUAGCUGCCUGAGGCUUGAUCUGCACGACAAGUCUCCAACCUACACGCGCAACUGUCCUUUCUGAGUGCAUCGUUCAACUUCUCAACAUGGAUGGAGCGGAGACCAGCGAUGCUGGUCCAUCACAGCUAUGCGUAACCCCAAGGCGGAAGCGCACCUGGACGCCAGGAUCGAUCACAAAUGCAUACUCCGCAAAACGUCGUAGGAUCUCUACUGCAACCAUCGAUUGGUCCGGCGAGUUGGAAUCCGAAGUGAGCAUUCUGGGAGCGAACAAGACUUCAACGGCGGAUCGCUUUAUCACCGCUCCACAAGAAGACCCUGCACCUCUCAAUAUCACGCCGCGCUCAAAACGCAUCGCCCGCAACUUCGGGCUAAUCGAGGACCGCGUUCUUCGAUGUGCAGCUCCCACGUCCCGCCAGUCAUUGGGUCACGAGCUCAAUGAGCACCGACAACAAGUCCAACGACUGUUUGCUACGACACCCAAGACGUCGCCAGCUUCGGCCGCAUCACACCUCGCUGCACGUAAACAGUUCCUCCUCGCUUUGGAUGGUCCAGGUAUCCCUAGUGACCCAUUUGCCUAUCCUCUUUGUUGGUCUUCCCGCAACGCGAUCGCAGUGGCUUGCGGUCGCCAGCUGUACUACCAGAAUCUUGAUAACCGCGUCAUCACCCAUCUCGGAACACUAAACGAACGACGAGAAGGCCGACUGUACUCUAUCGAGUGGUCGAAAGACGAUCCGAUAAACUUGCCUCGGAACAAGUACAGGCGUCAGGAGAUCGUGCGCCAGUGGAAGUGCAAGGAUGCAGACGGAGUGGGCGGUAUGGACUGGCGAGGAAACCUCAUCGCGGUGGGCGGCACCGAGGGCACUGUCGAGUUCUUCGACAGCAGGGUGGCUGAGCCGGUUGGCGGGUUGACCGGUCAUAGUCAUAGGGUAUUCGGGGUGCGAUGGAGUCCGAACGGAGAUUACCUGGCGUCGAGCGAUGAAAGGGGAAUCAUGCAGAUUUGGGAUGCCCGAGCGGGCAAGGCGCUGUCGGACGCGAGCAAACUGGGCUGCAAGAAGAGGAGUGCAGGCCCGGUCAAGGCUCUGGCUUGGUGCCCAUGGAAGCCAGAUCUCCUUGCGAGCGGUUCCACCUACCCUGAAGGUGCUAUUCGCCUAUGGAGCGUCAACGCGUCGGACGCAAUGCUCCCCCAGUCGACGAUCCGCCUGGACACGUCCAUCACGUCCCUCAUUUGGUCACCCCACUGUAAAGAGCUCCUCAGCACCCAUGGCUCGUCUUGGAACCCGCUGUCAAGCCACUCGACUCCGAACCUACUUGCGGACAAUUCUGGUACAACUAUGCCACGUGGGCAUCCAUGCACCAAGACGAAGUAUACGGACUCUAUCACAGUCCACAGCUGGCCAUCGCUCAAGCACAUCCUGAGCGUGCCGGCGCACUCGAGGCCAGUAGGGCACAGCUGCAUCAGCCCGGAUGGGACCAUGGUAUUCACGAUCUGUCCCGACGAGGAGGCCAUGAAAAUGUGGAAAGUAUGGGGCCCGGCAGCGAAGCUCGAGCGGCCGGAGAGUGUGUUCACGAAGUUUGGGAUACGGUAGCGGGUAGUACGUUGUGGGCUAGGUAUGCGUGGACUUCGAAUGAAGAUGGACUCACAGUGCCUCCAGGCGGAGCCUGAGCACUUCGUGUGUGUUUGCAUAUUAUAGCGCUAUCUCAGCUCUGUAUUCUCCGGUUUGUCGUACUGUAUGGUACUACAGUGUAUCUUGCGUCGCAACUCCCUUGGGCAUGUAAUCCAGUUAUCAUCCGUGUUUGGUGGUUUGCUUUGACUCGAGGCACCACUGUAGCUGGGGAUUCCAUGUGACAACGCAAGUGACACAACU
Messenger RNA from Fomitopsis serialis, 2007 nucleotides. Its product is annotated as WD40-repeat-containing domain protein. Bases 229 to 1728 code for a protein of 499 amino acids. The record is from RefSeq and is a predicted model, not a curated record. NCBI's taxonomy places the organism in Eukaryota, Fungi, Basidiomycota, Agaricomycetes, Polyporales, Fomitopsidaceae. Gene Ontology annotation, biological process: anaphase-promoting complex-dependent catabolic process; positive regulation of anaphase-promoting complex-dependent catabolic process; positive regulation of ubiquitin protein ligase activity. Gene Ontology annotation, molecular function: ubiquitin ligase activator activity; anaphase-promoting complex binding; protein binding. Gene Ontology annotation, cellular component: anaphase-promoting complex. The transcript has 6 exons.